Molecule: messenger RNA, 1602 nt
Organism: Alternaria alternata
Lineage: Eukaryota; Fungi; Ascomycota; Dothideomycetes; Pleosporales; Pleosporaceae
Exons: 2
Coding region: 1-1602 (533 amino acids)
Biological process (GO): regulation of DNA-templated transcription; DNA-templated transcription
Cellular component (GO): nucleus
Molecular function (GO): DNA-binding transcription factor activity, RNA polymerase II-specific; DNA binding; zinc ion binding
Source: RefSeq, a predicted model, not a curated record
AUGCGCAAACCAUCUGCAUGCAGUGCAUGUCGAGCUCGUCGGCGCAAAUGCAUCUAUCCGACAAACCGGCUGGCAACGGUGUGCGAGUAUUGCUUGUCACAUGGUCUACAAUGUCUCCGAGGCCCACCAGAAGGAGGCUAUUAUGCCAAUCGCCAGGCUAGACUUCAUGAGAGUAUUGCAACUCAGCAAGCUCUCUCGCUCCAAGCCAAGACAUUGCCAAACCAAGGCCACGAGGAUCUACCACCGGCCGCCUUGAGGCGAGCGUUAGUGGAGCUGUAUUUCGACUACAUUCACGACCAAUUUCACUCGAUGUAUCACAAAGCGUCAUUCAUGGACGAUGUGACCAAUGACCGGGUACCGCAUAUAGUGCUUUAUGCUAUUUUUGCGCUUGCCGCAAGAUUCUCUACCGAUGAGUUUUUUGACGGAACUGAUCCGAGAGAAAGGGGCGAGGUCUACCGCACAUCAAGCGAGAAGCUCUUUAGUAUCCGCGAGCUCACCCCUGUAACAGUUCAGGUAUGCGUUUUGCUGGGAGCAUAUGCCGCUGCGAGUGGCGAGACAGACGUCGAGAACCUAUACUACAGUAUGGGCGGAAGGCUUGCUCUAGCCCUCGAUCUUCCCAAUCGUCCCGUCACAAGUCUGGUGGAACGCGAAGUCAACAUCAGAACUUGGUGGACUCUAUGUAUGGUUGAUGUCUGGUCAUCCACAGCCGUGAGACUACCACGUAUCAUGCCAUUUGAUAGCGCUGUGCCACUGCCAGUGGAUGAGAUACCGUUCUCCGUAAUGAACAACGAUCUAACGGGAGACUUCAGCGACCAAACGCCGUACCUUAACUCUCCUCUCCUUGCUGAGAUGGUAAAGCUCAAUCGGAUCCUGGCGAGAAUCAUCGACUUCAAUCGAGUGUGCGUAUCAGAACAUCUCGAAGGCCCACCGCUUGAAAGAGGCAUACGAGAACUUUCUCGCGAUCUCGACGUCUGGUUAGAGGAAGUUCCGCACCAGAUGCGUGAUACGCCAGCAAAUCUCGAAGCCUUCGCAUCGCGUGGCCUUGGCCGAAUGUUUGUAGCUGUGUAUCUUGGCUAUUAUCAUUACGGGCUGCUUCUCAACUACCAAUUUUUGUCUUCGUCAAUUGACGCGCCAACCGACUCUGCAAAAUAUGCUGACGCCUGCAAGCAACAUGCAGCCCGGCUAUGCGCCCUCGUCUACCGCUCGCAUUCUACACCUGGUAAUGAAGUUUUGUAUUCGGCAGUUUCACACAUUCUCGUCGUUGCUUCCACUGUCCAGAUUCAUACCCUACUCUUUUCUGGCGAUGAGGGCGAGAUACGUAUAUCGAAGUCCAGGUUGGAACGCAACUUUGAGAUACUCUUGCGUCUGAAAACGUAUUGGCCGAGUGUUGACGGCGCGAUGAGCCGUCUACGGGCGUUUCAUCAAACUUGUCUCCGAAGCAAAGAGACAAGCUUCGUUCUUGAUCGAUGGUUGCUGCGCUUUCUGGUGCAAUUCGCACCUCAUAUGGAGCUCGAGCCGAGGGACAAUGAUCCUGAGUACGAAGCACUGCUCGCGUUAAGCAGGCAAUCCCCACUAUCGUGCUAUUCAGGAUUGUCUCUGUAA